Syngnathus typhle (broad-nosed pipefish) is the source of this 3374-nucleotide messenger RNA. RefSeq names its product ATP-binding cassette, sub-family H, member 1 (gene abch1). Gene Ontology annotation, molecular function: ATP binding; ABC-type transporter activity; ATP hydrolysis activity. The record is from RefSeq and is a predicted model, not a curated record. The transcript has 20 exons. The coding region runs from base 602 to 2713 and encodes 703 amino acids. Gene Ontology annotation, cellular component: ATP-binding cassette (ABC) transporter complex; membrane. Gene Ontology annotation, biological process: transmembrane transport. NCBI's taxonomy places the organism in Eukaryota, Metazoa, Chordata, Actinopteri, Syngnathiformes, Syngnathidae.
UAGGUAGCAUUGUGGCCUAGUUAGCAUGUUGUCUUUGCAGUUCUGAGGUUGACGGUUCGAAUCCUGUAUGCCUGUUCUGUUCUCACGUGACUAGCGACUAGUCAAGCGUGUAGUUAACUUUUCCAAUACCUGCUUGUAGUUUCAUUGUCAAUUUCAAACCUCCAUAGAUGUGAAUAUGAUUUUAUUUUUCUACAAGUGCCUUGCUGGCAACCUGUCUAGGGUGUAUCAAGCUUUUCUUACAAAAACUCAUCUGGGCAAGGCUCCAUCCCACUUGGCACCUGACUGAGCACAUGUGCUCUAUAAUAUGGUUGAAUGGAGUUAGUUAGUGUAACCUGUUCAGCACUUUACAAGCGUGUGUGUGCGCAUGUGUGUGUGUGUUUUUCGACUGAACCUGUUCUUCCACUUUGCAAGUAUGCCCUAAUAAGGGCCGGGCUCUUGUCGUUGUUGUCAGUGUGACGCACUUCAUCGCUCCAUCUUCAUCCCCUGCAGGUUUUAUCGUUUCUUCUCCAUCUUCGAGUAAGUUUUGCCUCCUCUUAUCUCGAGUUUGUGCUUUGCUGCCUCUGUGGGAUGGAUUUCUGCUGCCCCUGGAUGAGAUUUCGACAUGUCAGAAGAUAAACGAAACAACAUGAAGGACGACCCGGAGGCGCCGCCGCCGCCCACGCUGGGAGACCCGGCCAUUCAAUGCCGGGACGUUUGCCGCUCGUACGGAAAACUCCAAGUACUCAACAACCUCAACCUCACCGUGCCACAGGGACAAAUAUACAGCCUCCUGGGCCCCAGCGGCUGCGGCAAGACCACCAUGCUAAAAUGCAUCGUGGGAACUCUGAGCCUCUCCCGGGGUUACAUCAGCGUGUUGGGGAAGCCGCCUGCGUUCCCCGGCCACGGCGUGCCGGGCAGGAUGGUGGGCUACAUGCCCCAAGAGCUGGCUUUGUACAACGAGUUCACCAUCAGCAACACGCUCACCUUCUACGGACGAAUCCACGGGCUGACUCUGAGGGAAAUCCAGGCCCGCAUUGAUUUUCUCAUUGAGUUCUUGGAUCUGCCCCAGAAGGACCGGCUGGUUCGCAAUCUCAGUGGCGGCCAGAAGCGGAGGGUAUCUUUGGCGGCGGCGCUGCUCCAGAAUCCUGAGCUGCUCAUUCUUGAUGAACCCACGGUGGGAGUGGACCCAGUGCUCAGGGCCAAGAUUUGGCAACAUCUGGUGGACAUCGUGAAGACGGGUAAUGUGUCGGUCAUCAUCACCACGCACUACAUCGAGGAAGCCAGACAAGCCAAUGUGGUGGGCCUGAUGAGGAACGGCUGCUUGUUAGCUGAGGGAACUCCUGAAGCUGUCAUGAAGCUGCAAAGCUCUACUACUCUGGAGCAUGCCUUCCUGCAGCUAUGCGAGACUUCAGACCAGAUGUGCAUUAAGCGAGUCUCCGGUACCCAAGACGACGUGUUGGGGAACAGCCAAUCAUUUGAAAGUGGGCGGGACGAGAGUAGACCCAUCCUUGCCAACGUGCCCAAAAGCACCGGGGAAAUCGUCAGCCAUUCAGUGGACUGGAAGGUGCGGGUCCGACACGUGAUUCCCAAGUGGAGGAACAUUGUCGCCCUCACCAUUAAAACCCUGCUCCGAAUGAGGAGGAUGCCAGGCUCCUUGUGUUUCCAGUUCCUGCUUCCCGUCAUCCAGAUGUCGCUCAUCUGCUUGUGCGUCGGCGGAGACGCCAAGGGCAUCCAAGUUGCCGUGGUCAACAACGAGACCUCCCCGCUUGCUUUCAGCCACUCGCUGCUUUCUUUCUUGGACAAUGACAGUAUGAAGCAGGUCAACUUAUCUUAUGCGGAGGCUUUUAAAGGGAUCCAUGAAGGAAAGUACUGGGCCGUCAUCGGCUUUGGCAAGGACUUCAGCAGCUCCCUAUUUAAUAGGAUGUUACUGAAGAAUGUGUCCAAGGCGGUGAUAGAUGAAGGGUCAGUGCAUGUCUGGCUGGACCAGACUAACAAACAAAUCGCCUUGAUGCUGCAGCAAAAGUUGUACGACGCCUUCCAGGCGUUUGUGAAGAGCAAGCUAGGCGACAUGUCCUACAAGUAUGCCUUGCCCAUAAAGUUUGAAGAAGCCAUUUAUGGCAAACAGAACACAGACUUUACUACAUUCGUCAUGCCGGGCGCUGUUCUCAGCAUCGCCUUCUACUUGGCCUUGGGCCUGACCGCCCUCUCCUUUGUCCUGGAGAGGAAAGAGGGUCUUCUAGACCGAUGCUGGGUUGCAGGUGUGAGCUCAAUGGAGACAAUGCUGGCUCACCUUUUCUCUCAGUUGCUCGUCAUCAGCGUCCAGAUCAUCCUCAUGUUGCUCUUUGUCCUGCUCGUCUUCAAGAUGCCAAACGAAGGCUCCCUGGUUCUCAUCGUGUUGCUGAUCAUACUGCAGGGCAUCACCGGCAUCUCCUUCGGCCUGGUCAUCUCGGCCGCCAUCGAUGACGAGCAGAACGCCAAUCAGGCCGCGCUCGGACUCUUCUACCCUAACCUCAUCAUGAGCGGCAUCAUCUGGCCUGUGGAAUGUAUCCCCUACCCUCUACGCUACCUCAGCUUGGCCCUGCCCCAAACCUACGCCUCACAAGCAUUGCGAUGCAUCAUGUACAGAGGUUGGGAUCUGACUCACAUGAUGGUUUGGAGAGGCUUCGUCGUCACUCUGGGCUGGAACACGUUCUUCAUCAUUGUGGCAACUCUUAUUUUGAAAUUCAGGAAGUAAACACACACAUACACAUACGCACGAAGAAUGCCUGCAUGUGCUGCCCAUAGAAAAGGACAUUGUAUUGUGUAUGUGAAAGCUUUUACAUCAGGGCUGGCCAAAGUAUUUACGUAUCAAACAACUGGCUAUUACGGACAAUAAAAUAAAAGUUUAAAAUAAACACUGUUAUAUACUAGACGCAUUUGCAUUUUACUUUGUCAAAUAACUGGUCAAGAUAUGAAGAACCAAACUAAGAAGACUGAACUUUUAUUUUAUUGUCAAGAUAAACUAUUUUUUAUCUUGUAUACAUAUUUUAACCUAUCUGUUAAAUAAUAUUUUACGUGUAUUGUCAUAGAGUACAGAGGCAAACUAAACACUCCACAAUGGAUAAAUAUUUGCUGACCCUACGUGUGGGACGUAAGCCUCUGUUCAUGCAGUAUUUUUUUCAAGUGAACUUUAUGAUGGAAAAAAAAUGUGACGUUAUAUUGUGUAUUAUUUUUGUUUACGUGACUGUGUUAUUUUUUUUAUGCUGUAAUUCCACUUUGCUGGACAGAGUGGACGCCACUCAUAGGUCAGCUGACCGCUUCAGCGCUCACGUGACAUCAUCAUGUCACACUUGGUAUUGUUUGUAUGAUGGAUCUUUUACUCAGCGGUCAAUAAAAUUAUAAAAGAUCAAAUGAUA